Molecule: messenger RNA, 1140 nt
Organism: Cyprinus carpio (common carp)
Lineage: Eukaryota; Metazoa; Chordata; Actinopteri; Cypriniformes; Cyprinidae
Exons: 4
Coding region: 1-870 (289 amino acids)
Source: RefSeq, a predicted model, not a curated record
AUGGCUGCCAAACCCAGAGACUGUUCGCAAAUGUCUGCCAGCCCGGAGACUGUUCCCAAACUAGCUGCCAAUGCAGAGACAGUCUCCAGUCCAAGCUGUGAGAGUGGAAGAAUAAGAAACAAGCAGGGGGAAGGAAAAUGCAUGAGCAAAGAACAGUGCUUUGAACAUUUUGACCAGACACAUGGCUCUACAUUUGUGACAUGGCAGAAGAUUCUGAUGAGGUCAGAGCUUUGCAACAGUGGUGAUUGUGUGGAAAAGCUGUGUCCAGCUUUGAGGGGCUCAAGAGGGACCUCCCAUUUGUCAUUGCUUGGGUUCUCCAUCCCAGCUCACAGAGGUUCCUCCCUCUUCUGGGUCAUGAUGAGGCUUCACUCUACGCUGGGCACUUGGCUCUUCACACUCCUAGUGAUGCCAGUCUACUGCCAGAGUGGUGAUAAUGGAGAGUGGGGAUCAGGUGACGUCUCUGGGACUGUGGUCACUGGCAACUCCUCCACUUCAAUCUUCCAUGCAGUGGGGGAUGAGCCAGACAGGACCAGGCCAGUUUUUCAGAGCCUGUCAGAGACAGAAGGCGGUGACUGUUAUGUCAACUUUCACACCAGCCAAGUCAUGUCAAGGCGCUUACGAGCUUUCAGAGAGGAAGUUGUUUAUCUAAAGGCCCUUCAACAUGGGAACCAGGCAGUGAUGGAGAAUCUGGUCCAGUUUGUUGGAGCAGAGAUGGGAGAUCAACGCUACGAGGAGGUGAUCCAAGAGAACAUUGUUGGUAUCAGAGAGGAUCACAUGAGCUGUGAGAGCGUGGUGACAAAAGCAGCAGAGGAGCUGGAGAGUCAGCUGGAGGGAGAUGCUCAAUCCACUUUGGCUGGAAUUCAGAAGUGAGAUGAGUUGAAUCAUAAUAAGACAGUCAUAUGCUCUUGUCUUCGACAAUUUAAGAUGCUAAGGCAACAAACCUGAAUGAUAAAAAGGAGGGAGGAAAGUCUAACACGUGCAAAAUAUUUAGUAUCAAAAUUGUACAAUUUGCUGUUUACACAUGAGAAAUGGUGAUGGAAGAUCAGAGGUGAAAAUGUCUAAAUACAUACUGUGCAUCACAAAUAAAUAAAUAAAUAAAACUACAGAAUUGCAUUAAUUUGACCAAAAUUACAGUUCAAA